This is a messenger RNA of Pelobates cultripes (western spadefoot toad), 3147 nucleotides long. Lineage: Eukaryota; Metazoa; Chordata; Amphibia; Anura; Pelobatidae. The record is from the annotation of a GenBank genome assembly.
AUGCUGACCCUCUAUAUAAAUCCAACACUGACCCUCUAUAUAAAUCCAACGCUGACCAUCUAUAUAAAUCCAACGCUGACCCUCUAUAUAAAUCCGACGCCGACCGUCUAUAUAAAUCCGACGCUGACCGUAUAUAUAACUACAAAGCUGACCGUCUAUAUAAAUCCAAUGCUGACCCUCUAUAUAAAUCCAACGCUGACCAUCUAUAUAAAUCCAACACUGACCCUCUAUAUAAAUCCAACACUGACCGUCUAUAUAAAUCCAACGCUGACCGUCUAUAUAAAUCCAACGCUGACCCUCUAUAUAAAUUCAUCGCUGACCAUCUAUAUAAAUCCAACGCCGACCGUCUAUAUAAAUCCGACGCUGACCGUAUAUAUAACUACAAAGCUGACCGUCUAUAUAAAUCCAAUGCUGACCCUCUAUAUAAAUCCAACGCUGACCAUCUAUAUAAAUCCAACAUUGACCCUCUAUAUAAAUAUAACACUGACCCUAUAUAUAAAUCCAACACUGACCAUUUAUAUAAAUCCAACACUGACCCUCUAUAUAAAUCCAACACUGACCGUCUAUAUAAAUCCAACACUGACCGUCUAUAUAAAUUCAACCCUGACCAUCUAUAUAAAUCCAACACUGACCCUCUAUAUAAAUCCAACACUGACCCUCUAUAUAAAUCCAACGCUGACCGUCUAUAUAAAUCCAACGCUGACCGUCUAUAUAAAUCCAACGCUGACCCUCUAUAUAAAUCCAACACUGACCCUCUAUAUAAAUCCAACGCUGACCAUUUAUAUAAAUCCAACGCUGACCGUCUAUAUAAAUCCAACCCUGACCCUCUAUAUAAAUCCAACCCUGACCCUCUAUAUAAAUCCAACGCUGACCGUCUAUAUAAAUCCAACGCUGACCCUCUAUAUAAAUCCAACACUGACCCUCUAUAUAAAUCCAACGCUGACCCUCUAUAUAAAUCCAACGCUGACCGUCUAUAUAAAUCCAACAUUGACCCUCUAUAUAAAUCCAACACUGAUCGUCUAUAUAAAUUCAACGCUGACCGUCUAUAUAAAUCCAACGCUGACCCUCUAUAUAAAUCCAACACUGACCCUCUAUAUAAAUCCAACACUGACCCUCUAUAUAAAUCCAACACUGACCCUCUAUAUAAAUCCAACACUGACCCUCUAUAUAAAUCCAACACUGACCCUCUAUAUAAAUCCAACACUGACCGUCUAUAUAAAUCCAACGCUGACCGUCUAUAUAAAUCCAACACUGACCCUCUAUAUAAAUCCAACACUGACCCUCUAUAUAAAUCCAACGCUGACCGUCUAUAUAAAUCCAACGCUGACCCUCUAUAUAAAUCCAACGCUGACCCUCUAUAUAAAUCCAACAUUGACCCUCUAUAUAAAUCCAACACUGAACGCCUAUAAAUCCAACACUGACCCUCUAUAUAAAUCCACCAUUGACCAUCUAUAUAAAUCCAACACUGACCGUCUAUAUACAUCUAUCACUGACCGUCUAUAUAAAUGCAGCAUUGACCUUCUAUAUAAAUCCAACACUGAUAUAAAUCCAACACUGACCGUCUAUAUAACACUGACCCUCUAUAUAAAUCCAACUGACCCUCUAUAUAAAUCCAACGCUGACCGUCUAUAUAAAUCCAACACUGACCGUCUAUAUAAAUCCAACACUGAACGUCUAUAUAAAUCCAACACUGAACGUCUAUAUAAAUCCAACACUGACCGUCUAUAUAAAUCCAACCCUGACCCUCUAUAUAAAUCCAACACUGACCGUCUAUAUAAAUCCAACACUGACCCUCUAUAUAAAUCCAACGCUGACCGUCUAUAUAAAUCCAACACUGACCGUCUAUAUAAAUCCAACACUGAACGUCUAUAUAAAUCCAACACUGAACGUCUAUAUAAAUCCAACACUGAACGUCUAUAUAAAUCCAACGCUGACCGUCUAUAUAAAUCCAACACUGACCGUCUAUAUAAAUCCAACACUGAACGUCUAUAUAAAUCCAACGCUGACCGUCUAUAUAAAUCCAACACUGACCGUCUAUAUAAAUCCAACACUGACCGUCUAUAUAAAUCCAACACUGACCCUCUAUAUAAAUCCAACGCUGACCCUCUAUAUAAAUCCAACACUGAACGUCUAUAUAAAUCCAACGCUGACCCUCUAUAUAAAUCCAACACUGACCAUUUAUAUAAAUCCAACACUGACCGUCUAUAUAAAUCCAACACUGAACGUCUAUAUAAAUCCAACACUGAACGUCUAUAUAAAUCCAACACUGACCGUCUAUAUAAAUCCAACCCUGACCCUCUAUAUAAAUCCAACACUGACCGUCUAUAUAAAUCCAACACUGACCCUCUAUAUAAAUCCAACGCUGACCGUCUAUAUAAAUCCAACACUGACCGUCUAUAUAAAUCCAACACUGAACGUCUAUAUAAAUCCAACACUGAACGUCUAUAUAAAUCCAACACUGAACGUCUAUAUAAAUCCAACGCUGACCGUCUAUAUAAAUCCAACACUGACCGUCUAUAUAAAUCCAACACUGAACGUCUAUAUAAAUCCAACGCUGACCGUCUAUAUAAAUCCAACACUGACCGUCUAUAUAAAUCCAACACUGACCGUCUAUAUAAAUCCAACACUGACCCUCUAUAUAAAUCCAACGCUGACCCUCUAUAUAAAUCCAACACUGAACGUCUAUAUAAAUCCAACGCUGACCGUCUAUAUAAAUCCAACACUGACCAUCUAUAUAAAUCCAACACUGACCGUCUAUAUAAAUCCAACACUGACCGUCUAUAUAAAUCCAACGCUGACCCUCUAUAUAAAUCCAACACUGAACGUCUAUAUAAAUCCAACACUGACCCUCUAUAUAAAUCCAACGCUGAACGUCUAUAUAAAUCCAACACUGACCGUCUAUAUAAAUCCAACGCUGACCGUCUAUAUAAAUCCAACACUGACCGUCUAUAUAAAUCCAACACUGACCGUCUAUAUAAAUCCAACACUGACCCUCUACAUAAAUCCAACGCCGACCCUCUAUAUAAAUACACCCCAGUUUCACCACGCAGAUUGCCACACACAACACAAACACAUCCCCGACAAGAAGCGUUUCCUUGGACAAUACACACAGACAUGCAUGUGCAGUACCGUGUAAAUUAUAUGUAA